Messenger RNA from Microbotryum saponariae, 2013 nucleotides. Lineage: Eukaryota; Fungi; Basidiomycota; Microbotryomycetes; Microbotryales; Microbotryaceae. The record is from the annotation of a GenBank genome assembly.
AUGGCCCCACGCGCAUCAGUUUCGCCGCAACAGGACCUGGGACGCCAGCCGCAAUCGACGCAAUGGGCUUCAGAAUCGAGCACCUCUCACACCACCUUGGCGGACGAUAUGAACCACGAGGGCCACGCCGACUUUAGCACCAAGUCGGAGCUUGGAAGCGAAGCCCUUCCGAAAUUACAGGACACCGACGUCGAGAAGGGCGGCGCAGUGGUCACCAAUUCCCCACCGCCGACAGUGCCAAUGGCACCUGCUCUCGCCGCUGACGAUCCAGAAAGUGAGUACUUGUGCGUUUCGGCAUGCAUUAUGAAUCGAGCGUUUGCUCAGUCAAUCGCUUGGGUGCUCGCUGCGCGCACAGAUCCUCGAACAUGGGCGAAGGGCAAGAAGAUUGUGAGUUCGCCGAGCGGAGUCUACCAUGUUGCCGCUGCCCGGAACUGACCGAGCCUGCGACGCACCACACAGUACGUCAAUUUUGUCCUGUGUAUUUGGGUCUUGUCAUUGACCUAUGCAUCGACCGCAUAUGUCGCGAGUAUCCGGGUCAUCGAGGCUCGCUUCCGUAUCACCCAAGAAGUGGCCAUCCUCGGAGUGACUUUGAUGGUGUGAGUGGAAAGCUGUCGCCAUCGCACCGGAAUCCCGUAAGUUUUGGUUCCUCAGAGUCUGACAUGUCAUCUGAACCCGCCAGGCUGGGAUUCGCUGCGGGUCCGCUUCUGUUUGGCCCCCUGUCGGAGGUUUAUGGCCGGCGACCGGUGUACGUCGUCACGGGCCUCUGCUACUCAGCCUUUGCCUUUGGUGCCGCCUUCGCCGAUUCCACCGCCUCCCUCCUCGUUUUUCGCUUCUUUAUGGGCUUCUUUGGUUCUUCGAGCAUCAACAAUGUCCCAGCGAGUAUCGGCGACUUUACGACCCCUUUGGAACGCGGACCCUACACGAUUCUGUACGCACUGUCUGCAUUCGGCGGACCCUCGCUUGGACCACUUUGCUCGUCCUACAUCGAGGCCAGGAUCGGGUGGAGGUGGAAUUUCCGCGUGAUGGCCAUCUUUAGCACCGUCAUGUCGAUCUUGGCCGCACUCGCCCCCGAGACCCACGGGCCGACGAUCCUCAAGGCCAAGAUCAAGCGCGAGGGCAACGCCCCUCCCGCACUGACGUUCAAUCAGGCCAUUAAUGUUUACAAGGUCGCGAUCAAGCGUCCCCUCUUGUAUCUCUUUACCGAACCUAUCGUAACGCUGGUAUCUCUAUACCUCGCGAUCCUCUACGGUAUUCUUUACGGUGUGUUCGAUCACAACUCAACGGUACGAGAAGUGCUCGAUGUGCUCACAUCUUUCUGAACCUUUUCCGCCAGGUUUCUUCAACGGCUUCAUCGUGGUCUGGAUGGAGACGCGUCACUUUAGCUCGACCUCGUACGGGCUGACUUACAUUUCGCUCGGCUGCGGCUUCCUCUUCGGUUGUGUCAUGUUGGCGACGGUGGGCGUGAAGGUGUACAACAAAGCGGCUGCCAAAGCCGAAGCCGAAGGUGUACCUACUCCUGCCGAGUCUCGACUCGUCCUCGCGUACUUCGGUGCACCCGCUGUGCCCCUGUAAGUCACAGGCGACUCCAGAUCUCCGCUGAUCGAGAGUUGAGCUGACUCGCGCCGUUCCUCGCUCUUUUCCCACACUAUCAGGGCGCUUUUUCUGUUCGCGGGAACCGCACCUUUCCCGCAUAUCCAUUGGAUCGUGCCCUGUAUUGCCGAGUUCAUCUUCAGUGCGGGGAUGCUCAUGGUUUUCACCGCGUUCAUCCCCUACUUGUUCGAAACGUACAUGGCCACCUCGGCAUCCGCUCUUGCGGCGGGUAUGGCGAGUCGAGCCACCGUCGGAGCUGUUUUCCCGCUCUUCAGCGUGCAAGCCUUCCAUGGCCUGGGUAUCACCGGUGCAUCAUGUUUACUGGGCGGCGUCUCGGUGUUGUUGGCCCCGAUCCCUUUUAUUUUUAGGGUGUACGGGCCUCGAAUCCGCGCCAAGUCAAAGUACGCGGUUCAUGUUCGAUGA